This is a messenger RNA of Chaetomium globosum CBS 148.51, 1473 nucleotides long. RefSeq lists its product as uncharacterized. Bases 1 to 1473 code for a protein of 490 amino acids. Gene Ontology annotation, molecular function: ammonium channel activity. Gene Ontology annotation, biological process: ammonium transmembrane transport. Lineage: Eukaryota; Fungi; Ascomycota; Sordariomycetes; Sordariales; Chaetomiaceae. The record is from RefSeq and is a predicted model, not a curated record. Gene Ontology annotation, cellular component: plasma membrane. The transcript has 3 exons.
AUGUCGACCGCCGACGAUAGUAGCGGGAAUGUCGGCACCGACCCAACCGUCCACGACCUCAACGCGCCCUUCAAUGCCGGCGACCAAGCCUACAUCAUCGUGUCGGCGGCCAUGGUCCUGCUUAUGGUGCCCGGUAUCGCCUUCCUCUACUCGGGCCUCGCGCGGCGGAAAUCGGCCCUCUCACUCAUAUGGGUGACUGUCAUGUCGUUUAGCGUCGUCGUCUUCCAGUGGUACUUUUGGGGGUACUCGCUCGCCCUAAGCAACACCGCCACCAACGGCUUCAUCGGGAACUUGGAUAAAUUUGGCUUGCGGAACACACUAGGCGAACCGAGCCCCGGCUCACCGCUGAUUCCGGAGCUUCUGUAUUCGUUUUACCAGAUGCAAUUUUGCGCCGUCACCGCUGCCCUCGUCAUCGGAGCCACGGCUGAACGCGGCCGCGUCGUCCCCGCCAUGGUUUUCACCUUUUUCUGGGCCACUCUCGUCUACUGCCCGCUCGCGUACUGGGCCUGGGGCGCCAACGGGUGGGCCUUCAAGUACGGCGUUCUCGACUACGCCGGCGGCGGCCCCGUCGAGAUCGGGUCGGGCGUGUCAGCGCUGGCAUACUCGUGGGUGCUCGGGCGCCGCAACGAGAAGAUGAUGCUCAACUUCCGUCCGCACAAUAUCUCGCUCAUCACCCUCGGCACCAUCCUGCUGUGGUUCGGCUGGCUGGGCUUCAACGGCGGGUCUGCCUUCGGCGCUAACCUCCGCGCCACCAUGGCCUGCUGGAACAGUUGUCUGACGGCCAUGUUCGCCGCCAUGACCUGGUGUCUCCUGGACUACCGCCUGGCCAAGAAGUGGUCGCUCGUCGGCUGGUGCUCGGGGACCAUCUCGGGGCUCGUGGCCGCCACGCCAGCUGCGGGAGUCAUCACACCGUGGGCGAGCAUCAUUCUCGGGGUGGUGGCCGGCGUAGCCUGCAACUUCGGCACCAAGAUCAAGUUCAUGAUCGGCAUCGACGACGCGAUCGAAGUGUUCUCCGAGCACGGCAUCGGCGGCAUUGUGGGCCUCAUCUUUAACGCGCUCUCCGCACCCGAGUACAUCAUCGGCCCAGACGGUGUCAAUAUGGGUGCCGCGGGCGGCUGGCUCAACCACAACUACCGCCAGCGAUACAUCCAGGUCGCCAACAUUUUGGCCGCCUGCGCCUACACGUUUUUCAUGUCGGCCAUCAUUGUGAAAGCCAUCGACCUUGUCCCCGGCUUACACCUGCGCGCCUCGUCCGAGGCCGAGCUCCUGGGCAUGGACGACGACCCAGCACGGCGAGUCCGACGCGACUACCUAGCCUGGACGCCCGCCGAGCGCGACCCCAAGGAGGACGGCGUGGUGGUGGUCCCGCAGCACGGCAUCGCCGGCCACCAGGACCUGGCCGAGAGCGCCCGCCUGCGCGCCCCCGGCACCGGCUCCUCUUCUGAACACCACCCCCCCCACCCACCACAGUAA